AUGUACUGUAUGGACAUCACCAAUGCCUCAAAGUUGUUAGAGCACUCAUGGCCCCUGGUCGGAGCAUCUUCGCGAAGCAUGGCAGUGUGGCUGCGUUGCUUAGUAUGCCUUUGCAUGCCUCGCUUGUUGCUGGCUGCAGGAGGAAUCACAGAAGAUGAACGUCUUUUGGUUUCUGAUGGGUCGUGGCACCGGAAUCAGCGCAAGUCCAUCUCUAUUGAAACCUCCUGCUACUACACCACUAUGGAGGCCAUGCCAUAUGGAUGUCAGUAUGCCCGAGCAUACUUUCCAUCCUAUCAGAACGAGUUCCAGCGGAAAGCAGAGAAGGCUGCACUUCUUGAAUUCUACAACUUGUGUGGAGGUGACUUUUGGAGAAAUCGAGACAAUUGGAAUUCGGAAUCGGACCCUUGUUGGGACUACUGGUAUGGAGUGACGUGCAACGAGCAUGGCUAUGUGAUCAAGUUGGAGCUUGCUGACAACAGAGUGCGGGGCAUCCUUCCAUCAACAUUAGGCUCGCUCACUUCAUUGGUCAAAAUUGACCUCUCCUCGACAGAGCCAGAGUACCACUUGCAUCCCAAUGAUGAGAUGAAUCGUGUUGAAGGGGUCAUACCAUCUUUGGCGCUUUGCUUCCAGCUGGAAGAGAUAGAGGUUUCUGGAAAUUUGAUCUUGCGCUUGCCAGAUGACUUGUACCUCAAUGCGAACACCCUCAGAUCGUUGAGCGCCAGCCGAAAUUUGUUGAGGAAUCUCCCAAUAUACCUCGCUCGCUUUCAGUUGUUACACACACUGGAGCUGGACAACAAUAGAAUUGAGGAUGCAUUUCCAACAGACUUUGGACAGCUUCGAAACAUUCGGAUAGUCCACUUGCAGUACAACCGGCUGAAGGGCAGCAUAACCCAGGAUAUUGUCCCGAUGGACAAGAUUCGAGUAUUUGAUGUUUCGCACAAUCCAGAGUUGGGUGGUGUCAUACCUGAGCAGAUCAUUGUGGAUUGGGCUGUUGGGGCCGAUGUGUACGCAAAAGAACAAAGAAAUGGCGUGAAAGAGCAGAAGGGCCCGGCCGAGCUCACUUGA
This is a messenger RNA of Durusdinium trenchii, 1065 nucleotides long. Lineage: Eukaryota; Dinophyceae; Suessiales; Symbiodiniaceae. The record is from the annotation of a GenBank genome assembly.